Molecule: messenger RNA, 729 nt
Organism: Dothidotthia symphoricarpi CBS 119687
Lineage: Eukaryota; Fungi; Ascomycota; Dothideomycetes; Pleosporales; Dothidotthiaceae
Product: HSP20-like chaperone
Exons: 3
Coding region: 1-729 (242 amino acids)
Biological process (GO): chaperone-mediated protein complex assembly; protein folding
Cellular component (GO): cytosol; nucleus
Molecular function (GO): Hsp90 protein binding; protein-folding chaperone binding
Source: RefSeq, a predicted model, not a curated record
AUGUCGACCGUCACGCCAGAAGUCACCUGGGCCCAGCGCUCAUCGACCAGCGACCCGGAGAAGAACUACGUCUUCGUCACGAUUGUCGCGGCCGAUAUCCCCGAGGCGGACCUGAAGCUCGACCUGCAACCCACAAAGCUCACCUUCAAGGGCGCCUCGACGUCCAAGAAGGUCACAUACGCCAUCGACCUCGAGUUCUUCGCCGAGAUCGACCCCAAGGAGUCCAAGAUCCAGCACAGCGGCCGCGACGUCUCGCUGGUACUGCGCAAGAAGGACCUCAAGGAGGAGUACUGGCCCCGUCUGCUCAAGGACAACAAGAAGAUGCACUUCCUCAAGACCAACUUCGACAAGUGGGUCGACGAGGACGAGCAGGAUGAGGCGCCCGAGGAGGACAUGAACCAGAUGAAUCCAAUGGGCGGUGCUGGCGGCCCUGGUGGUCCCGGCGGCCCCGGCGGCGACGGCGGCUUCGGCGGUAUCGACUUCAGCAAGCUCGGCGGCGCCGGUGGCAUGGGCGGCAUGGACAUGGCCAGCAUGAUGGCCGGUAUGGGCGGUGGUGGCAUGGGCGGCAUGCCUGGAAUGGGCGGCAUGCCCGGCAUGGCUGGCAUGGACGGCGGCGAGAGCAGCGAUGACGACGACGAGGACAUGCCCGCGCUCGAGGACGACGAGGACAAGCCUGUGGCCGUCCCAGCCGCGGCAACCGACAAGCCCAAGAUUGAGGAAAUUGCUUAG